Molecule: messenger RNA, 1699 nt
Organism: Tigriopus californicus
Lineage: Eukaryota; Metazoa; Arthropoda; Copepoda; Harpacticoida; Harpacticidae
Product: transmembrane protein 60-like
Exons: 4
Coding region: 956-1354 (132 amino acids)
Source: RefSeq, a predicted model, not a curated record
AAUCAGCACGCAUUGUUUUCUUUGACCCAACCUUUCACACCAUGUCUCACUGAAUUGUCAGUUCGCCGCCAUCCAUCCGACCAACCAACCAAGACACUACUGUGAUCUUCCCAUCCAGAGGACAUCCAGAAACCGAGGGAGACCACUUCAACAGCCAUGUUUUGGUGACCGUGCUGUAUCGCUCUCCAUCUGUUCCAUUUGGCACCAGGACCGUCCCAUCCAUCAUGAGCCAGCCUUACCAUGGCCGCCUCUGGCAGCGAUCUUCAUCUCUCGGAUGAGGUGUGGCUCUUAGUUUGCACUUACUUGGAUGCCCUCUCGCUCAUUGCCAGUUCUCAAAGCGGCAUUCCCGGAUUGGCACGCAGUGCUCUGGACAAGAGUCGGUGGACCCACGUGGUGGUUCAACCCCAGACCCAAAGCAAGUCCGCCAUUCGGCCAGUCGUGGCCCAUUUGGGACCGCACACGCAAUCCUUGAUUGUUCGGGGAAAUAACAAGCAUUUUGGGAAAAAACGUCCCAAGGGCGCCCGAGAGAUCGUGUCCACGGCUUUCAUGCAAGGCGUCAAACUUCAUUGCGUGAAUUUGCGUCAUUUGAGUUUGGAAUAUCAGACCAUCGACAUUCAUACGGGAUUUUUGAAACUUAUCCCCAAGAGUGUCACGCAUUUUUCGUUGGAAGGCACGCACCUCACGAACCUACCCAUGGUCCGCACCACGGUCAUUUCGCCGCUUUUUAAAAUCUACAAAUUCGUGCCCGCCCUUGAGGAGCUGAAUUUGGUGAACACGGACUCUUGGAACAUUUUGGACGAUCUUUUAGGACCGAUUAAGACCCCGACGAUUCGAAAAAUCCGUCUAACUCAUCGAACCUUGAAUCGUGCUCCCGAGGGUCAUUGGGAUAACACGGCCUUGAAGCCGCACCCUUUACAAGGCCUCCUGCCAAGAAAUCGAAUUCGAGCCCCUCGCGAUGGGCGUGCUCCAUAGGGCGUUAUUCACGUGGUUUAUUUGUCUAAUAUUUUUCAUCCUCCUCGUACUGAGACUGGAUGGCCGAACCCGAUGGUCCUGGGGCAUUGUUUUCAUCCCCAUGUGGCUUCACGAUACCAUUUUACUCAUUUACCUCAUUUUCAACAUGAUAAGCCAUCGCAGCAAUGGUCAUGAUCGACCUUUGAGGCCGAUGAAGCGGAAGAUAUGGUAUCUAACGGUUGCGUUAUUCAAGAUCACCACCGAGAUCAUGAUUUGCAUCAAGUUGGAGCACCCCGGAACAUCGAUGGAUAUCUCUUUGUACUUCGUACUGAUUCCAGUUUGGAUCGUCUUGCCUGUGACGGCUAUCGAUCUUUUCCAAACACUAAUAGCAAACAAAACCUAACCACCCAAAAUAUUUAAUACAAAUAUGUCAGAUUCAUUGACUCACCUUCAAUCUCGAGACGUCUCAGCCAGCAAUAACUACAAGUUUUGCCGCUCUCCAAAGUCGGACACAGAAAUCCGCGCUCACCCUUGCGACAACAAUACGCAUCGGAAGCACGAUUGGUCAUUGAAGCCGCCACGAAGCCUUUGCAAACCUGAUCAAGGAAAUGGCGAAAGGUGGAUAAAUAUUAAAUCUCGCGAAAUCGUUCAGUUGCAAUUGUUCGACGAGUUCAGAUAUGAAAUGCCAAAGACAUGUUAUUUUUAUUUUUGCAAAAAAAUCCAGUAAAGCUUUGUUUUUACCUCGCAA